AUUAUACUAAUAUUCAACUGUACUGAACUGAGAGAGAGAGAUCAGACAAUUAUACUAAUAUUCAACUGUACUAAGAGAGAGUUUGGUUCGUCUGGUCGAAGCUCCAAAUUAGUGAUCAUAUUCAGUAUGAAGAAGGUAAAGGAGAAAAUGGAGAAGACGCAGUCCACGAGACAGCUGAAGGCUAUGCUCCGCAAGAACUGGCUUCUCAAAAUUCGGCACCCUUUCGUCACUUGUGCAGAGAUUUUGCUUCCAACUGUUGUUAUGCUGUUGCUUAUAGCUGUAAGGCUUAGAGUUGAUACACGAGUACAUCCUCCGGAAGCAUAUAUCAGAAAAGACAUGCUUGUGGAAGUGGGAAAGAGUGAAAAGUCUGCACCUUUCGAACAAAUUUUGCAAUUGUUAUGUGCCAAGGGUGAGUAUCUGGCGUUCGCACCUGAUACAAAUGAGACGAAGAUGAUGAUUAACUUACUGUCUGUAAAAUUUCCUUUGCUUAAGAUGGCUGCCAAAGUUUUUCAUGAUGAAGAAGAGCUUGACGCAUACAUACACUCAGAUGCUUAUGGUGCUUACGAUAAAGUGAAGAAUUGCACUAACCCAAGAAUAAAAGGAGCAAUUGUGUUUCAUUCUCAAGGGCCUCGAUUGUUUGACUAUAGUAUACGCUUGAAUCACACAUGGGCAUUUUCAGGAUUUCCUGAUGUUAAAUCCAUCAUGGACGUUAAUGGCCCUUUUCUUAAUGACUUGGAAUUAGGUGUGAACAUAAUACCAAUAAUGCAGUACAGCUUCAGUGGAUUUUUAACUCUUCAACAAGUAAUGGAUUCGUUCAUUAUAUUUGCCUCACAACAACAAAUGACAAAUUCAGACACCACAGAACUACAAUCACUAUCUUGGAUGCAGUUUAGCCCGUCUAACAUAAGACUUGCUCCGUUUCCAACUCGUGAAUACACAGAUGAUGAGUUCCAGUCAAUCGUGAAAAGCGUCAUGGGGGUUUUGUACUUGCUGGGAUUUCUCUAUCCAAUCUCUCGGUUAAUUAGUUACUCUGUUCUUGAAAAGGAACUGAAGAUCAAGGAAGGUCUCUACAUGAUGGGCCUUAGAGACAAUAUAUUCCAUCUCUCGUGGUUUUUGACAUACGCGUUGCAGUUUGCCAUUUCCUCUUUAAUUAUCACUCUUUGCACGAUGGGGACCCUUUUUAAGUACAGUGACAAGACUCUGGUGUUUGUGUACUUCUUCUGUUUUGGGCUGAGCUCAAUAACGCUAUCAUUUCUGAUCUCUACAUUCUUCACACGGGCGAAAACUGCAGUUGCUGUUGGGACACUUGCUUUCCUUGCAGCAUUUUUCCCUUAUUACUCUGUAGAUGAAGAGACUGUUUCGACGUUGUUUAAGGUCUUAGCAUCUCUUCUUUCACCCACGGCAUUUGCUUUGGGCUCAAUUAACUUCGCUGACUAUGAACGGGCUCAUGUUGGACUCCGAUGGAGCAACAUCUGGCGGGAUUCCUCUGGGGUUUGCUUUUUGAUCUGUCUUCUGAUGAUUUUGCUCGACACUUUCUUAUACGGUGCUAUUGGUCUCUACCUAGAUAAGGUCCUUAAUAAGGAAAACGGGGUAGGCUUCACUUGGAGUAUUGCGUCGUUUAAGAAAUUUUUGAAGAAGAAGAAAAAUACAAAUGAACAGUUCUCUUCCAGUUCACUUGUGAAGUUAAUUGAUAGUGAGUAUGAAGAAAAUCCUCGUCUUUCUGAAAGAGGGUCUUAUAAGCCAGCUGUUGAAGCCAUAAGUUUUGAAAUGAAGCAACAAGAACUCGAUGGACGGUGUAUUCAGAUUAGAAAUCUGCACAAGGUGUAUGCUUCUAAGAAGGCUAGGUGCUGUGCAGUCGAUUCUUUACAGCUGACUCUGUAUGAAAAUCAAAUUCUCGCACUUCUGGGACAUAAUGGGGCUGGUAAAAGCACAACAAUGUCUAUGCUUGUCGGUCUUGUUCGUCCGACCUCUGGAGAUGCUGUAGUUUUUGGAAAGAACAUCUUAACGGACAUGCAUGAAAUACGGCAAAGUUUGGGCGUUUGUCCGCAGUAUGACAUUCUUUUUCCCGAAUUAACAGUGAAGGAGCAUUUAGAAAUAUUUGCUAACAUAAAGGGAGUGAAUGAAGAUUGCUUGGAGAAUGCUGUGAUUGAAAUGGCUGAAGAAGUGGGUUUGGCAGACAAGCUCAAUUCUCUUGUAGGGGCACUUUCUGGAGGUAUGAAGAGAAAGUUAUCCCUUGGAAUUGCACUAAUAGGAAACAGCAAGUUGAUAAAAAGAAUAAGAAAGGGAAGGAUAAUAUUACUUACUACACACUCCAUGGAUGAGGCUGAUGCACUUGGAGAUCGUAUAGCUAUCAUGGCUAAUGGUUCUCUUAAAUGUUGUGGAAGUUCGUUUUUCUUAAAGCAGCAGUAUGGUGUUGGUUAUACUCUUACUCUCGUGAAGCGUACACCAACUGCAUCUGUGGCAGCUGAUAUUGUUUACAGUCACAUCCCAUCGGCAACAUGCGUGAGUGAGGUUGGUAAUGAAAUAUCGUUCAAGCUUCCGCUUGCAUCCUCUUCAGCCUUCGAGAAAAUGUUUCGAGAAAUAGAGAGUUGCAUGCAAAGAUCAAAACCGAGCUUUGAGAUUCAGGACCAUACUAACUUUGGCAUUGAGAGUUACGGUAUUUCCAUCACAACUCUGGAGGAAGUUUUCCUUAAAGUUUCGGGGGGUGAUUUUGAUGAAGAAGAUGAGAUUCCUGUUGACAACGAGAGGCCUGUAAUAAUAACACCUAAUUCAGAUGACAACCUACCUAACCAAAAUAAUGCUUCUGGAAGAUUCUUUCAUUCAAAAAUAUGUAAAAACUAUAUAGAGCUCGUUCGUUUUGUAUUCAACGCGAUGGCGAAAGCUGGUGGUCUGUUUUUGGAAGCCACACUACGCAUAAUACAGUUCCUGAGCAUGCAGUGGUGUUGUUGUUCUUGUAUAUUUGCAAGCUCGACUUUUUGGAGACACUCGAAAGCUUUACUGAUAAAGAGAGCAGUUUCGGCUCGACGAGAUCGGAAGACGAUUGUUUUUCAGCUUGUGAUUCCUGUCGUGUUCUUGCUUUUGGGUCUUCUUAUGAUUCAACUUAAGCCACAUCCUGAUCAAGAAUCAGUGACCUUCACAACCUCACACUUCAAUCCUCUGUUGACCGGUGGAGGUGGUGGGGGCCCCAUCCCAUUCGAUUUGUCAUUGCCCAUUGCAAAAGAGGUUUCAGAGCAUGUGCAUGGAGGCUGGAUUCAGAGAUUUAGAGAAACUACAUAUGAGUUCCCUGAUUCCAAGAAGGCAUUAAGUGAUGCUAUUGAAGCUGCUGGGCCAACUUUGGGCCCCACUUUACUUUCGAUGAGUCAAUAUCUCAUGUCUAGCUACAACGAAUCUUAUCAGUCGAGGUAUGGAGCCGUUGUUAUGGAUAAACAGGGCAAAGAUGGGAGUCUCGGUUAUACUAUUCUUCACAACAGUUCAUGUCAGCAUGCUGCCCCUACUUUUAUUAAUUUGAUGAAUUCAGCAAUACUCAGGCUCGCUACUCGUAAUGAGAAUAUGACGAUUCUAACGCGUAAUCACCCAUUGCCAAUGACCAAGACUCAGCUCCAGCAACGUCAUGAUCUGGAUGCCUUUAAAGUUGCUGUUGUUGUUACAAUUGCAUUCUCGUUCAUACCUGCUUCAUUCGCUGUGGCUAUUGUGAAGCAAAUCUUGAUGCAGGAAUGUGAAGUAAAAGCUAAGCAUCAACAACUUAUAAGUGGGGUUUCCAUUGUGUCAUAUUGGGCUUCAACAUACAUUUGGGACUUCAUCAGCUUCUUAUUUUCUACAUCUUUUGCAAUUGUCCUCUUUUUCAUAUUUGGCCUGGAUCAAUUCAUUGGGAGAGAUUCUUUUUUCUCAACUGUCCUCAUGUUUUUGGGAUAUGGAUUAUCAAUAGCAUCAUCUACUUAUUGCCUCACAUUUUUCUUUUCUGAACAUAGCAUGGCACAGAAUGUUGUCCUCUUAAUCCACUUUUUCACCGGGCUAAUUCUUAUGGUUAUAUCCUUCAUAAUGGGACUUCUCGAGUCAACAAGAAAAGCCAAUUCUCUUCUGAAGAACUUUUUCAGGUUAUCACCUGGAUUUUGCUUUGCCGAUGGAUUAGCUUCAUUAGCUCUUUUGCGACAGGGGAUGAAAAAGGGAUCGGGUGAUAGUGUUUUUGAUUGGAAUGUCACUGGUGCCUCUAUCUGUUAUCUGGCAGCUGAGGGCAUGAUCUACUUUCUCGUGACACUUGCUUUAGAAUUUCUUCUGCCGUACAAGAUAAAUUUUGCGAGGUUUUUCAAAUUCUUGACGAGUGAAAGUAAAAAACUUUGCCACCCACUUUCCAGUAGCUCUUUAGAGCCUCUUGUUAGUACAUCCUCUCGAAAUGCCGAUCUUGAAGAGGAUAUUGACGUGCAAGCGGAAAGAAACCGAGUAAUAUCAGGUGGAGUUGGCAGUGCAAUUUUGUACCUGAAUAAUCUUCGAAAGGUUUUUCCAGGUGGGAAGCAAAUUGGUUCCAAAGUUGCGGUUCAAUCGCUGACUUUCUCGGUUCAAGAAGGAGAAUGCUUCGGUUUUCUUGGAACAAAUGGAGCGGGAAAAACGACUACUCUAUCAAUGCUGUCUGGAGAAGAGCGCCCAAGUGAUGGAACUGCAUACAUUUUUGGUAAAGACAUCAAAUCGAACCCAAAGGCUGCUCGUCAGCAUAUUGGGUAUUGCCCUCAAUUUGAUGCCUUACUCGAAUACCUCACUGUUCGGGAACAUCUUGAGCUCUAUGCUAGAAUUAAAGGAGUCCAAGAAUAUCAGCUUGAACAUGUUGUCAUGGAAAAGCUAGUCGAGUUUGACUUGUUGAAACACGCUAAUAAACCAUCUUACGCACUAAGUGGGGGCAAUAAGCGUAAAUUAUCCGUUGCCAUUGCAAUGAUUGGUGAUCCUCCACUUGUCAUUCUUGACGAGCCAUCCACUGGAAUGGAUCCUAUUGCAAAAAGAUUCAUGUGGGAAGUAAUAUCACGUUUAUCUACCCGAAGAGGAAAAACGGCUGUUAUUCUAACAACCCACAGCAUGAACGAAGCUCAGGCCCUCUGCACCAGGAUUGGGAUAAUGGUUGGAGGAAAGCUAAGAUGCAUCGGAAGUCCUCAGCAUCUGAAAAACAGAUUCGGCAACCAUCUUGAGCUAGAAGUCAAGCCUAAUGAAGUAAGCUUGUUGGAUUUAGAAGCAAUGUGUGAGACUAUCCAGGAGAGAUUCUUCGAGAUUCCUCGUCAACCGCGAAGCAUUCUAAAUGACCUGGAAAUUUGCAUAGGUGGCAGCACAUUAGCCGAAAAAGCGGUGGAGAUUAACUUGUCGAGCGAUAUUCUUUUUACGAUUGGGCGGUGGCUCGGCAGUGAAGAAAGAGUGGAGAAUCUUUUAUCCUCGAAAACCGAUACCUGUGGGGCAUUUGGCGACAAGCUUUCAGAGCAGCUAAUUCGAGAUGGUGGUAUUCAGUUGCCAGUAUUUGCAGAAUGGUGGUUAACCGAAGAAAAAUUUGCAGCAAUUCAUUCGUUUAUUCAAUCUUCUUUUCCCGGCGCUACAUAUCAAGGCUGUGAUGGGUUGAGCGUUAAAUAUCAGCUGCCAUACAGUGAAGACCUUUCACUUGCUGAUGUUUUUGGGCACAUGGAAAGGAACAGGAAUGCACUUGGUAUAUCCGAGUAUAGCAUCGGCCAAUCUACUCUCGAGACCAUAUUCAACCAUUUCGCGACUUGUUCAUGACAUAAAAGAGAUGAAGGCCGACAAAUUUUCCGUAAGUUUUUGGAUCCUCGAUAAUCGGUACUUAGUAAAUAUAUGUAUAUGCACAAAAUACUAAAUACUUUGGAUCCACAAACACUACUGAAGACAUUAUGAAUGAAAUUCUGCUCUAUAGUAGUACAUCGUUAUUUGUGUGUCUCAAUUGAAAUGGUUUUUUGGCUUGAAUAGUUGAAUGUGAUGAAGUUAAACUUCAUAUUUUGUACCCAAUUUAUGGUAUCUUUAUCAACCAUUUUAUGUACCUUUAUCACUAAAUCAACUUUACUUCAAUUUCAUUAUAUGGAUUCUAGUAGUGAAGAUAUU
Molecule: messenger RNA, 6081 nt
Organism: Striga asiatica
Lineage: Eukaryota; Viridiplantae; Streptophyta; Magnoliopsida; Lamiales; Orobanchaceae
Source: the annotation of a GenBank genome assembly